Phytophthora sojae is the source of this 510-nucleotide messenger RNA. RefSeq lists its product as hypothetical. The record is from RefSeq and is a predicted model, not a curated record. The transcript has 3 exons. Bases 1 to 510 code for a protein of 169 amino acids. NCBI's taxonomy places the organism in Eukaryota, Oomycota, Peronosporomycetes, Peronosporales, Peronosporaceae.
AUGGUGGCAACGAGCUUUCACGAUGCCUCGUCGAACGCGGUGUCCGUCGUGAUGGUCCGCGGCCCAGGGCGCGUCGAUGCCGAGAAGGAGUACGGCGAGGUGCGGCUCUACCCCACGCGGAUGCGCUUCGUCACAGGCGUGGCUCGAGCCUACGAGGACGACUUCCCGCCUGAACUCAGCCACUUGGUGAAGGAGACGGACUUCGAGAUCGCCAUUAACCAGAUCAACAACACCAUGCAGGACUACUGGCCGUGCUUCUUCUGCAUCUUCUGCGGCUACGGCUGCUGUCCUUGCACACUGGGGCUCUCGCUCUUCUGCCCGAACUUCUGCAUCAGGGAUGCCGAGCAGUACGUUCGUGCACUUCUGACACGGAUCAAUAAACGCGUCUGCUUCGAGCGCGUUGGCGUCGAGUGGCAGCUGGUACGGUCGUGUGGCAGAUCCUGGAUCCAGAUCACGUACCCCCUUGCACCGAAGAAGCCACCGCUGGUACGAUGUGUCGCUGUUGGUUGA